UUCCUCUCUUUUUUUUCCUCAGCUCAGACAGAACACGCUUUUUUCUCUAUUUUUCUCCAUUUCGAGAUAAAACAAAGGAAUCGAAUCUACCAAAAGAGAAGAACCAAAAAAAAAGCAAUGGCGGAUCAACUCACCGAUGAUCAGAUCUCUGAGUUUAAGGAAGCUUUCAGCUUAUUCGACAAGGAUGGUGAUGGUUGCAUUACCACCAAGGAGCUGGGUACUGUGAUGCGUUCUCUUGGACAAAACCCAACCGAAGCAGAGCUUCAAGACAUGAUCAAUGAAGUGGACGCUGAUGGUAACGGUACCAUUGACUUCCCAGAGUUCUUGAACCUCAUGGCCCGUAAGAUGAAGGACACUGACUCCGAGGAAGAGCUCAAGGAAGCAUUCCGGGUCUUUGACAAGGACCAGAACGGUUUCAUCUCAGCUGCUGAGCUUCGUCAUGUGAUGACAAACCUUGGCGAGAAGCUUACUGAUGAAGAGGUUGAUGAGAUGAUCAAGGAAGCUGAUGUUGAUGGUGAUGGUCAGAUUAACUAUGAAGAGUUUGUCAAGGUCAUGAUGGCUAAGUGAUGUGGUUUUUGAACCAACCAAAACAUGGUUUACAUCUCUCUCUCUCUUACAUAUAAUUCUUAUGUUAUGUUAUAAAACAAGAUUCUAUUCAUGGGACUCAAUGUCUGUUUUUCUGGUUGUUUAAGACGCGAAUGUUAUAUCCCUUUUAUGCUCUAUUUUGCGUCUCAACAUGUCUCAAGUCUUGUUUCUAUUUUUGUUGUCUUUGCUCUUUGUAAGUUGUAACUUCGUUUAGUUCGUGGUUUUCAAUUAAUGGUCUCUAGUAAAGCAUUGUAUCA
This is a messenger RNA of Capsella rubella, 842 nucleotides long. RefSeq names its product calmodulin-5. The record is from RefSeq and is a predicted model, not a curated record. Bases 118 to 567 code for a protein of 149 amino acids. Gene Ontology annotation, molecular function: enzyme regulator activity; calcium ion binding. Lineage: Eukaryota; Viridiplantae; Streptophyta; Magnoliopsida; Brassicales; Brassicaceae. The transcript is spliced from 2 exons.